This is a messenger RNA of Amorphotheca resinae ATCC 22711, 2420 nucleotides long. Its product is annotated as carbohydrate-binding module family 50 protein. The transcript has a single exon. Lineage: Eukaryota; Fungi; Ascomycota; Leotiomycetes; Helotiales; Amorphothecaceae. Bases 280 to 2202 code for a protein of 640 amino acids. The record is from RefSeq and is a predicted model, not a curated record.
AUCCCCAAUACUUGGUACAUCGGGCCCCUCACCAUACAACACCAUAAUAGCACUAUCCUGCUGCUAUUGCCACUGCUACAACCACUAUUCAACUACAUUGCAACUCUCCACGGGCUCUCUCUCUCAGCUCGGCUCCAGCGCUCACCUCCACCUCCACCACCACCACCUCCACCACCAGCGUACCAGCGCUGCGCAAACAUCUCAUCUCGAACCACCGCCAUCGAAAUGCCCUGAUUGUCCCAUUGUCUCCCAGAGCGGAACUGGCCGCGAAGACCAACCAUGAAUCGAGAUGCCGGAGCGUCGAAUCCGAAUUUACGACGCUUCCCCUCCAACACGGACGAUCAUGAAAAUGGCAGAGAAGCAACAACGGUGCGACCGCGGAAUCGCAGAUUCGUGACUGCGGAGCAGGAAUUGGUGAAGACGACCGCGACCAGUACGCCCAGUGCAAGUCGGGCUGUCAGCCCGAUCCCUUCGAAACAUCCGUCACGGAGCGCAGCGGAAGCUGGAACCAGAAGCAAUGGGAGGCCCGUGGGUGGAUUGGAGGUUCCGGGGGCGAAUUCAGGGGGCAGAAGCAGUCCCAGCCUUGGUGGCAUCUUGGAGGGUGGGUGGACAAGUAGCUGGAGCGCGUUGCAGGGACUUGCGAGCUCAGUCCUUGGAGUGGACACUGAUAAUGACAAUGGGGAGAGCAGCAAAGCGGGUGGGUUUUUGAAGAAGCUGAAAGGGGGCACAGAGCGGCAGAAGAUACCUGAUACCUGGGGGCCCGCGGGGUUACCUAAGAAGGGAGAAGACGUUAUAGGGGCAGGAAGUGCCAAAGAUAGAGAGGCAGCUGUGAGGGCAAUGAAGAUGAGAGGGCUACUUGAAAGUCGUGAGGAGGAUCUCAAUGUCAGGAAGGAUACUAAUGGGAAUUACAAGCGGAGGAUAUCGUUGGAAGAGGCAACGCGAGACGGGCAGCACGAUGAUGACGAAGAUGCGCUGGUCUACAUUCAUCACGUCCAACCGCAAGACACGCUUGCUGGUGUCGUAUUAAGGUACAAUUGUCAGCCGGCAGUGUUUAGGAAAGCGAAUCGACUCUGGCCAAAUGAUUCGAUCCAGAUACGGAAGAUUGUAGUCCUUCCCGUGGACGCUUGCACGAUCAAAGGCCGACCCUGUGAACCACCUGCACCCGACUCGCAAGGCGUUGACCUCCUAGCACCAACACCUGCUGCAGAAGACUCUCCCCCCUUUAACGACGGUAGUACAUGGCCAGGGUCAUCUUCGUCACAGAACGGGUCGUCUGCAGAACACCCUGAGACAGAAGAGCACCCAUGGACACAUGUUCGUUGGGUCCUCGUCGAUUCUUCGCCCUCCUCCAAACCUGUCGAGAUUGCGCGCAUGCCCCGAAAGACAUUAGGAUAUUUCCCACCCCGACGAAGAAAGAGUCAAGUCACAGCUUCCUCGAUCUCUACACCGCGCGGCUCUUCCGAGUUCCCACGAAUCUCGCAGACCAUCUCUCGUUCCUCGAAUGAUCCAGCUGGAAGCACAGCCAGCACUCCACCACGCCGAACGAGCAACCUUGGACCCGGACCCUCGCAGAUUAUGAGUGGGAGCUACGGCAGCUACUUCCCCCCGGUAGCAUCUAGCACUCGCCCCCGCCGCGAGAGUGUCGGCGAAGCUGCGAAUCGAUUGGGGUGGAUGCAAGGGCCUGGUGGCGUAGGGACGUUAAGCAAGAAUGUGCGAAAGCCGGGUCCUAGUCAAGAUGGGUUGAAUGCAUGGGCGAGAAAACACAUCCCCGGAUUAGCAAUUGAUUCUCUGCCUUCGGCCUCCCUCGUUGGGGGCGAAUCGGCGCAUUUUGGAUUUAGUGAUGAGUUGGCUAGCAUUGCGGAAGGAGGUCCGAUGCGAGGAGGUCUGGGCAGCGGGACGGCUACGCCUAGUGGCUCGGGCCAGGGACUGGGUCUAGAAAGCGCGGCGGCUGCGAUUGAAGGCUGGGUUAGACGACUUGCUAUCAAAGCGCCUGGGACUCCCAGUCUGGGGGGUAGGACUGAGAGUACUGAUCUCAUCGAGUUACUCGAUGGAACAAGCAGUGAUGAUGGGCGGGGAUUUGAACCCCACCCCGGGGCAGCAAGAACCUCUACGCCAAACCUCGGUGGGACCGGGAGGGAGGGUUUGGGCGCGUUGAUCAGGGAGAGGAGUCCAGGGGGUUCGAAGGCCGGAAAGAGUGAUUGAAUUAGUAGAUGAUGAGGAUUGCAGCGGCAUCAUACCCCGGAGCGAGAAGAUCAGUUGAGGAGCAUUAGAGCGGGCGUUAGGACUUCAUCUUUGUUUUGGCGGGCGAAGAUUGUCUUGAUAUGAUAGUACAUGAUAAUAGUUACCUUUAUAUUAUGGUGCUUAUAGGAUAUGCAAGCAAAGCCUUUUAGCAGAGGGAGUAUCCGGAAAGAGAUGAGGUU